This is a messenger RNA of Zerene cesonia (dogface butterfly), 1212 nucleotides long. Its product is annotated as CHRNA7-FAM7A fusion protein-like. Gene Ontology annotation, molecular function: neurotransmitter receptor activity; transmembrane signaling receptor activity; extracellular ligand-gated monoatomic ion channel activity. NCBI's taxonomy places the organism in Eukaryota, Metazoa, Arthropoda, Insecta, Lepidoptera, Pieridae. Gene Ontology annotation, biological process: chemical synaptic transmission; nervous system process; signal transduction. The annotation marks the transcript as partial. Gene Ontology annotation, cellular component: synapse; neuron projection; membrane. The transcript is spliced from 9 exons. The record is from RefSeq and is a predicted model, not a curated record.
AUGACAGCGAUCCGUCAUACCAGCCGAGUGAACUUCCAGCGGCCGGCGCGGUAUGACACGCGCCCGUUCUGGCAGGGUGCCAAUGCUGAUGAGGGUUUUGACGGGACGUACCAGACGAAUGUGGUGGUCAGAAACAACGGCAGUUGCCUGUACGUGCCCCCGGGCAUAUUCAAGAGCACAUGCAAGAUAGACAUCACGUGGUUUCCUUUCGACGACCAACACUGUGACAUGAAGUUCGGUAGCUGGACUUACGAUGGCAACCAGUUGGAUCUGGUGCUGAAAGAUGAAUCGGGUGGUGAUCUAUCAGACUUCAUUACGAACGGCGAGUGGUAUUUGAUAGGAAUGCCAGGGAAGAAGAACACAAUAACGUAUGCGUGCUGCCCGGAACCAUAUGUGGAUGUGACGUUUACAAUAAUGAUUCGGAGAAGGACUUUAUACUAUUUCUUCAAUUUAAUCGUACCGUGUGUCCUAAUAUCGUCAAUGGCUCUCUUGGGCUUCACUUUACCACCAGACUCGGGAGAAAAGUUAACGUUAGGAGUCACUAUUCUUCUCUCGCUGACGGUGUUUCUCAACCUGGUUGCCGAGACCCUGCCGCAGGUCUCCGACGCAAUCCCAUUGUUAGGAACUUACUUCAACUGCAUAAUGUUCAUGGUGGCAUCAUCAGUAGUUUUGACGGUAGUGGUGUUAAAUUACCACCAUCGGACGGCAGACAUACAUGAAAUGCCACAAUGGAUAAAAACAGUGUUCCUACAAUGGUUGCCGUGGAUCCUGCGCAUGUCGAGGCCCGGGAAGAAAAUUACUAGAAAAACGAUAAUGAUGACCAAUCGAAUGAGGGAGUUGGAACUGAAGGAGCGCUCCUCUAAAUCUUUGUUAGCGAAUGUUCUGGAUAUAGACGAUGAUUUCAGACACGUGCCUCCUCCGCCGAACAGCACCGCGUCGACGGGAAACUUGGGACCUGGAACGGAUUUCCGUCGGUCGUUCGUUCGGCCGUCCACGAUGGAGGACGUGGGCGGACUCGGCGGCCAUCACCGGGAGCUGCAUCUCAUCCUGCGCGAAUUGCAGUUCAUCACCGCGAGGAUGAAGAAGGCGGAUGAGGAGGCGGAGCUGAUCAGUGACUGGAAGUUCGCGGCGAUGGUUGUGGACAGAUUCUGUCUCUUCGUGUUCACGCUGUUCACAAUCAUUGCGACGGUGGCCGUACUGCUGUCUGCUCCU